CGCUUAGCCCGUUGAGCCACACCGCCGCGCAUUUUUCAUUGGAUUGCAUAACUUAUAUUUUACUUAUAUAUUCUGUUGUUGAUUGCUAGUUGUUGGUAAUUGCUCAUGAUUAUGUGGUGUGACUGUGACAAAAGCAAUAUGGAGGACACCAAAAAACAGCUAACCCCAUCUAAUAACCAAUCAUCUAUGACCAGCUCAGAAGGAAUCAUUACUUCAAUGUCAAAAUAUUUUAAUAAUCCUGAGAUGAGCGAUGUGACUCUAAAACUUGGGGAAACAAGGUACCAUGCUCAUAAAUUUGUGCUUGGACUCAUGAGUGAUGUAUUUCGGACAAUGUGCUCACAAAGAUGGGAUGGAGAUCAUAAUGAACUUGAAAUUCAAGAAUGUGAAGAUUGUGUCCCAAUUUUUGAAAGCUUUUUAAGAUUUUUAUACUGUGGCGAUAUUGAAGUUGAUAUUACAUCUGCAUUACCAUUGCUUAUGCUAGCUGAUAAAUAUAAUGUUCAACCACUAAAAAAUAAGUUCGAGCAGUACAUGAAUAAAACUGUGAAGGAUGGAAGCGUCACUGGAGCAUUGAGAUGGCUAUCAUAUGCUCAAGUAAGCGGCCAUGGAGUUUUACAAAAUGCUUGUGUUGAUGUUGUCGUUACCAAAAUGGAUGAGGUUGUAAGCUCUGAGGAUUUUCUUCGACUUGAACAUGAUUUCCUUGUCACUCUUCUUGCUCGUGAUGAUCUAGUCGUUCUUUGGGAAAAAACUAUAUUUGGUGCUGUUGUUCGAUGGGUUACCGCUCAGUAUGACUUAUCCACUGAACAACUACAAUCUCUCUUAUGUCUGAUUCGAAUGCCGAUGAUGCUACCUGAGCAACUUUAUGAAAUAGAAAUAUCCACUUUUUGCCAAACAUACAAACAAAUACUCACUCCUAUGUUAGCUAAUGCUCAUAGAUUUCGAUCAAUAGCUACCGAUGUUCAUAGUAAUUCUUUCUCGGAUUCCAAUUUCCGUCCAAGGAAUUAUACUCAUCGAUUGUGGUGCUAUUUUCUAACUGUUGAUACAAAUGGUGAAACAUUUUAUGAAAAUUCAGUUGGUGUGCCAUGUGUGAAUCAUCCUGUUCUAUCUCCGCCAGAACAAUACUGGCAAAUACGAAUUCGGGGCGAGAAAAAAAAUCCACGUAGCUCAAGCAGCAAUAAGUCCACAGUGUUACCAAAUUUGGGAUAUGUGUUUACUCCGACAACAUCCAUGAUGGAGAAGAGUGUCCCUCUGGUAAUGACGGUCACACCUUUAAGGCCUAUAAAACACCAUGUCGUUGUUGAUGUUUCUUUAUAUCAGGUAAAAAAAGAAAAGAUAGUUAGGUUACUAUGUGAGUCAUCCAUUAAAUUUGCUCCUGAAGAGUAUUUCAUGCGAAUUGAAAGCGGUGACAGACAAAAUAAAUUUGGCACUUUGCAAUCGUCAUCAAAUCUGAUACCACAACAAUCCCCACCUCGUGCUGGUCCUCCAAAAUUCAGUCCUACACCAAUGAAUUUUGCUGUUAUGUUUCAACAAUCGCAGCCUAUGGAGCGUCAUGAAGUUAAUCUUCAUUACAACUUUCUAUCCCAUGAUCUUGACCAUCCUGCAGAGGUGCCUUGUUUCAAGUUCAACGGGCCAUUGAGAAUGACAAAUUCUGUAAGAGUAGCAAUAAUAUUUAAGCCAAGAUUUGUGACAAAUGGUAACGGGCGGGAUAUAUCGGGAUCAUCACAAAUACUUGUGUCUACCAAGGAAGUAGCAGGCGCUUCAGGAACAUCUACCGCUUCGAUUGAAGAAAAUGGAUCUGGAACAGAUUUAGGAAACUUUCCAUUAUAAUUACUGUCAUUUUCAGUAACCCUAUGGUACAAUUUAUUUAAUGACUCGAGAUUUGUUUAUUGCAUGUUAAUAAAACAUUGUCAAAUACUGCCUACUUCGUCAUCAUUCAUUUGUUGCAAUCUAAUAUUUUUAUUUCAAAUUUUUUUGGCGAUCCAUCAUAAUCAGCAUGCAUAAAAUGUUGUUUUCUGAAUUUUUUUUGUUUAACUUUGAGUUUUAUAAAAAAAAUUGAGGUUAAUAAUGGCAUGAACGGAUGUUUCUAAUAUUUUGGAAUAUUUCCGAAUCAGGCCAUAAAUGCAUGUUUCAAUCAUUUUGAAAUUAUUCUUGGUGGUAUCUCCUUUUCAUUAUUGACAAGUCAACACAAGUGCCUAAUUUGUAUUUUUUUCAUCAGUUACUUCAGUUAUAUUAGUUUGCUAUAAUUUAUUUGGUGAAUUUUGUGUUUAAUAAUGUGUUUCUUUACAUUCGUUUUAAAACAAGAUCUUGAAAUACUUUUUGUCAUAAUUCUGUGUGGAAGAUUCAUGCAAGUGUCACUUGAAAUUGUAACAAACCGCAAGGACGAUAUUCUAAUCCGCUAUUCUCUUAAGUACCAGAAGUUGAAUCUUCAUCAUUAUGUAUGAUUUACCAUGCCUAUUUCAUGAGGAGAAUUUCCCGAUAAUAUGCCAUAUUUUCAUCGUGUUAUAUGCCUUUAUUAUAGUUCUGUAUUUAAUACUGCUAGUCAUUGCAUAGGUCUUUUUCAUUUCUCUUAUUGAUUAACUUUGUCAUUUUAAAGUGUGAUCAACCAGACUCAGAGUAUCACGCUAGUAGGUGUGUUUUGAACUUGGGUAUUCAUAUUCGAAUUCUAGUAAAUGCUGGUGUUGUAUUUGUAACACUAAAUUUUUUCUGUUCUUGUUGUACUUGCUCAAAGUGUUAAUUGAGGGUUUUGGCGGUUGGCACUAAUAGAAACUAGCACUAAAUAACAAGUUAGCUUUUCUCAUCUUUCAUGCUAGAUUUUCUUGUUAUAUGCUUAUAAAUUAUCAAAGUGGUUACCAUAAAAGUUUAAAAUUUUGUGCCAGUUAUUGAUUUUAUUUCAAGAGAUCUAAGUUUAUCCAAAUGAGGUUAAGUAUUGAUUAUUUUCAAGUGUGUUGUUCAUAUCUGUUCACCUUGCCAUUUCACCUUUAGCUCAUUCACAUUAUUUUUACAAUUUAGUAGUCAUUGGAGAUAUAAUUUUGUUGUUGCAGAGUGCAGACCUUGGGCCUUGAAUCAUCUCGAUAUGAAACUGAACUGCCAAAGCUGUUAUGCAUUUGUUAUAAGCAUAGUUUUAAUGACUACCUAUAUCAAAAUUUGAGACUAUAACAACUUCUUCAUAUAUUGACUUGUAGACCUGUUUGUGUGAGUGUCACAAAUAGUGUUUGCCAUAAACAAAUUGAAUUACCGUACCCAUACAGUGUAUAAAAAUGAUCCUUUGAUGCGUGCAACAUAUUUUGUUGAACAUUUCCACUUAUUGUAAUUGAAUAUCAAUCUUUGAUAUCAAAGGUAUAACUGUUUUGUGGAAUAUAUUGUCUGAAAGUAUGAUUUUUUUGCAAUAGUACAGUGAUGUUCAAAAGUCACAGAAUACAGAUCUAAAAAGAUGUAGAAUUCACAAAUGUAGAACUCUUUCAAACUAUUUACAAAAAUAGAAAUUUAUACUUUAUAUUCUGUGGUUAGAAAAGGAUUGUUUUCUUUUAGUUUUAUUUAUCUAUUGGAAUGCCUUCUUUUUAUUUUAUCAUUUUUGUGCAAUCUUGGUUGGUUAUGGUGGAAUAUUUAUUAGUUGCAGCAAUUUUUAUAAAACUGAAUUUAUGUUUAUGGUACAUGCAAAUUUAGCUGUAUGCUCCUUUCAUGGUUGAACAAGUAGUAUCUUUUUCAAUAAUCAAAAAAAGAAAAUCGUUAUUCAUUUCUGUCUUAUAUUCUUUAGA
Styela clava is the source of this 3752-nucleotide messenger RNA. Its product is annotated as galectin-3-binding protein-like. Lineage: Eukaryota; Metazoa; Chordata; Ascidiacea; Stolidobranchia; Styelidae. The record is from RefSeq and is a predicted model, not a curated record. Gene Ontology annotation, molecular function: protein binding.